Morone saxatilis (striped sea-bass) is the source of this 3178-nucleotide messenger RNA. It is a transcript of the gene ap5b1, whose product is annotated as adaptor related protein complex 5 subunit beta 1. Gene Ontology annotation, biological process: endosomal transport. The record is from RefSeq and is a predicted model, not a curated record. Bases 138 to 3002 code for a protein of 954 amino acids. Gene Ontology annotation, cellular component: AP-type membrane coat adaptor complex; lysosomal membrane. Lineage: Eukaryota; Metazoa; Chordata; Actinopteri; Moronidae. The transcript has 3 exons.
GCCAGGGUGACAUGUGCACGUGACAAAACAGGGAAGUCAGUAGCGUAGCCCUGGAUGGUGAGUGUCUGUGAGGAGAAGGUGUUGUGAAGUAAAGGUUGACUGUGUGGGAUGACUUCGGACAGAGUUACCGGCUGAUAAUGGCGGUGAACUGGGCCGACAGGAUCUCUGCUUUCUCCCGCAGUCCGUCUCGCUUCCUCUCCGGGACCACAGCUGAGGCGUUCCUCGCAGAGCUGCUCCGUGAGCUCCGAGAUGACAGAGCCAGCUACAGUGUCAAGGUCCUCCUGCUGUCCCCGCUAUGUGAGCACCCUACUGUGCUGUGUCCCUCACACUCUGUGGGGGAGGAGACGGCCCUGGAGCUCAUGUCGGUGUUCGCCCAGUGUCCUCCCAAGUCCGUCCAGUUUCGCUGUCACCUCCUCCUGGCCCUCACCUCUGUGCUCGUCUGCACUUCCUGCGUGAGCGGCCGUUCCCGUGCUUCUCAAGACUUCCUGGACCUUCUCCUUCAGAUAGCCCAGGACAACAGUGACCUCCAUGGCGAUGGUGCUCUUCGCUCUGUACGGGCCACGGCUUGCGACUGCCUGCGGGAGCUAGAGGCCUGCUCUCCGGGCCUUCUCUCCCAGCGCCUCGAGCUCUUAAGUGGGCUCCGGCAGCGAGAAGCUUCCCGGCUCCACCAGGCCUACGCAGGACUCCACUCUCUGGUGUUAAGAAACGCUGUGUAUCAGCUCACCCAGGAAAGUGGAGCUGGUGCUGAGCACCUUAAGGCUCUUCUGGGAGGAAAUACAUCAGUUUCAUGGGAAGCAGACUCAGGUCCGACGAAUAACAAAGACUCAGCCAUACUGUCUUCUCUCAUCCAGGGGCCCAUGGGUACAGUGCCGACCCUCCAGACUGGGCCUGACUGUAAGGAGUUGCGUUCAGUCCUGUCCUCCCUCCUGGAGGAGUCCUACCUGCUCACUCCUCUGUGUCAGGCUGCACUGCUACACAGACUGACAGAGGUGGUUGCCAUGGUGCCCGGCGUCCCUCCAGCCGUAUUCCGAGCUCAGCUGCUGCGACUGCUGGGCACGAGCGAGGUCUGCCUCCUUCACGCCACUCUGCUGAUGAAGUGUGCGUUCACAGACAGCCUGUUCAGCGUGGAAGACGAAGCCUUUAUCCUAAAGCGGCUGGUCGUGCUCUCCCAGCACCCGCUGCUGACUACACCCGAGAAGCUUUUCUACAUGGACUGCAUCCUGCACUUUCCUGAGAACCGGCCGAUCAGCUGCGGCGAUGGCGACGAGACGCUCCCCGUGCUGCUGACCGCGCGGCUAGCCUCGGCUCUGGUGCCCACUGUGUUCAACGACAGCGCCACCAUGCUGGCCCGCCUCAACCUUCUCUCUCUGGUCUACCUGGAGGAGGGAGAGGAAGGGGAGGAGGGCAGGGGGCUGGCGUACCUCUACGAACACCUCACCUCGCUGCUCCACAUUGUGGAAAACGGAGGCAGCCGGGAAAUUGUCGUUACCUUCUUCAGAGCCGCCUUCCUCUUCCUUCUCUACUUCUGCCACGUGGAGCGCUUCUCUAACAACCUGACGGAGAAGCUGUGUAAGCUCUACCUCCGCCACACCUACCUGGCCCCGCACCUCAUCAACCUGGCCGACCAGACCCAGGAGAAGCUCACCGAGUCCAACUGGGCCGUGGGGCUCCUGAAGGCCCUUCAGGGGGUCAUCACAGAGGCCCCGCUCGCCCAGCUCACCUUACAAGACCUCAGCUGGCACCUAAAGAUGCUGGCUCGAGUGGCGGAGGAAGGAGACAUCGCCCAGCCCACCACCCUCAGCUUCCUGUCCAGCGUCAUCACUCCGUCGUCCUCUCUGUGCGUGAGCGGCAACUGGCGUCUGGGCAACAGCCUGCUGGGGGUUUGCCGCCGCCUCCUUGUCCACCCCAGUCUUGACUCGCUACUCAUCCCUCUGGCUGACAUCCUGCAGCAUCUCAACUGCCGCUACGGAGACACGGACAUCCAGGACCAUGCCAGACUCUACUACACCCUCCUGACCACGCUGUCCCGGGAGAAGCUGGCCGGAGUGUUGGCGCAGGGUUUGACCAAGGGAGGGGGGCAGGUCAAGAAGCGAACACUGUCGUGCAUCAUAGCUGAGGGAGAGGGGCUCACGAGCUUGUUAACCAUUCACCAAACGGAGAAAGCGAUAUUCAGGCUGAUCGAGGCCCAUCCUGAGCCACGAGAAGAAACACAAUGUGAUGAAGAAAGAAACCUGAACCAGACUGAGACGGAGGGCGGCCCAGGAGAGGCGAAGGCGGCACUGGAAGCCUACAGAGCUCAGUUCGACGACCCUAGCUUUGCCUCAGAAAUCUCCUUAAACUACCGGCUGGCUCACAUUGAACCCGUCAACCUCCACUUUGAUCAGCUCUUCAGCAUCCGCCUCCACUUCAACCUCACAGACGACCACUACGAAGAACUGAGCGACAUCAGCGUCCCGUGUCUGUUCAGAGAGAGGUCGUCGCCCAAAGUGAGGCUGAGACUGAAGCCCAGGCGGCCCUACCCCACCACCCUCCACGCCAGCGCCAUCUUCACCACCCAGGACGGGAUCUCCUGGCUCACCGUCCUGCCGGACAUCAAUGUGGCUUUCCAGCAGGCCUUCAUGUCCCCGCCUGCUCCCCCGGCCUGGGGACGAGGCGGCAGACUGAGCUUGUUCGAGGGUUUGUGGGAUGAAAUCAGCUCUGAGGGCGGGGAGACAGACCCGGCAGACAGUGCCACCAGCCUGUUCUGCUGCCAGCUGAAGGAGGCGGCUCUGAUCGCCUUGGUGGAGAAACACUUCCUCCCCUACCUUAUAUCGGAUCUGUCUAAGGAAGAGGAGUUCAAAGUGCUGUUCUUCCUCCCGCCACAGUCUCACGUGCUGCUGAAGAUCAGGUCAGAGGAGGACGCCGUGCACUUCAACAUCGCCACAGAUAACUGGCAGCUUCUGCCCCACGUCAGUUCUUAUCUACUGACAAUCACGUCCUCACAGGAAGACACUCACAGCUGACUGUGAUGCAACUUACCGCCUUGUUUUUAAUUUUAAAGAAAUUUUUAACAAAAAAAUAAUCAAAUAUGAACACUUUAAUAACUCUAAUUGUACUUAAAAUAAAUUGCUUCAUUUAAAAUAAAGAUAUUGCACUUUAAUUUUCUUCACCUGAAAUUAAACAAAUGUGUAAAAUUAAA